AGAUCCCGGUCCGGUCUAAUAGACACUAUCAACCAUCUUUCACUGGCUUUUUCUUGAGUGAAUUUAUUUGAUUCAUAAUUUCUUCAAAACCGUAAUCCUGCAAUGGAUUUUAAUUUGGACGUACGUUUAAAACAAUUAGAAAGUUUAGAACAUUACAUAAAUUCAUCAAGGGGGAAGGUUACCUCUGUUUUAAACCGUUUGAAAUGGAAUGUACAAGAUCUUGUUAAGGAUAAUCAGCUAAUAAAAUGCUCCGUCGACCCUCAUCAUAGAGUACAUAUUAAUUCGGCCGACGAACAUAUCCACAAAUGCUCUCUACGAAAAGACGGUUAUAUGCUAGACGAGGAUUUUCUUUCGGAACCUGUACAUAAUCCAAAGAGUUCAAUAUUUAUAGAUGAUCAUAUGAAAAUUGAUGUAUUAUCGAAUGCGCAUAGAGCGUCUUCUAAUUUUAAAUCAGGGUGGAACGGUCAAGAUCCUGAUCCUAAGACUUCCAAUCGAUUAAUGUGUACCUUUAGUUCAGAUGAACGUUUAGUCUUAUACGAUUACGCCAUUGCAAAUACGGAAGGACCUCCAAAACCACCUGAAUUUAAAACGUAUGAACCACCUAAGCAGACUCAAAAUUUGACACAUGAGCAACUGUUGGCGCUUGAAAGGGAUAUUAAAAGACGGCGAGCUAAAUACAAGGGAGUUUUCACUGAUCACAAAAACUACACCGAAGUCUUACGUGAAAUCAUUACUGGUCAGAUGGACUUGUAUAAAAUGCGGUUGGAAAGUGGCGAGGAGCUGAAACUAGUUGAGAAUGAUGAUGGCAAGGAACACAAAACUAAACGGAGCAGCGUUUCACGUUCUAGCUCUAAGACUGACGAUUCAUACAUCAAAAGUAAUAAAGAUGACAACGGACGUAUUAAGGAGUACGAUCGCCAUCAUAGAAGAGACAGGAGUGAUCGAAAACGUUCUGAUAAGAGAUCGGAUAGGAGCAGGCGGGACAAAAGUCGUUCGAGGGAAAGAAGAAGGGAAAACCACAAUUCGAAAAGAUGACAUUAGAGAUUACAAUGAAGCUUGUUUGUUUGGCAGUUCAUGUUUAUUUUUAUUCUUUUGUAUUUAAUAAAUUUUUUACUCCUUA
Photinus pyralis (common eastern firefly) is the source of this 1120-nucleotide messenger RNA. RefSeq names its product pre-mRNA-splicing factor CWC22 homolog. NCBI's taxonomy places the organism in Eukaryota, Metazoa, Arthropoda, Insecta, Coleoptera, Lampyridae. The record is from RefSeq and is a predicted model, not a curated record. Bases 103 to 1035 code for a protein of 310 amino acids. The transcript has 5 exons.